Molecule: messenger RNA, 495 nt
Organism: Sparassis crispa
Lineage: Eukaryota; Fungi; Basidiomycota; Agaricomycetes; Polyporales; Sparassidaceae
Exons: 2
Coding region: 1-495 (164 amino acids)
Biological process (GO): negative regulation of protein kinase activity
Cellular component (GO): nucleolus
Molecular function (GO): double-stranded RNA binding; protein kinase inhibitor activity; protein kinase binding
Source: RefSeq, a predicted model, not a curated record
AUGAUGAAGAACGUCCAGGGCUCAAGUGCAGGUGCGGGCAGUGGGGAAUUCCAUGUGUACAAGGCAAGCAGGCGGAGAGAGUACGAGCGAUUGAAGUUGAUGGACGAGAAGGCACAAAAGGAAGCUGAAACUCAGGCGUUUGAAAGUAAGAAACAAGAGUGGGAGCUGCAGGCGGAGGCAAAGACGGCAAAAAAUCGUGCCAAGAGGCAGAAGAAGAAGGAGCGGGCGAAGGUGAAAGGUCCGGAGAAGGAAAGUGCAGCUGGUUCCGAAACCAACGCAGGACAGGUGGAUGCUCCGUUGAAGAAGAGGAGACUCGUCAGUGGGAAGGAACUGAUAUUCAAGCGACCUGGAGCAGAUAGCGAUGAGGACGACGAUGAUGACAUAGGACCAGCACCCCCAGAACAAUCAUUGGAAGGCGUGGAUACAGGCACAUUGCGGCAGCGGCCUGUGCCCAUCGUUGACGCUCCGCGUAUUAUAAUACAUGAGGAUGAGUGA